Molecule: messenger RNA, 1681 nt
Organism: Papilio machaon (common yellow swallowtail)
Lineage: Eukaryota; Metazoa; Arthropoda; Insecta; Lepidoptera; Papilionidae
Product: organic cation transporter protein
Exons: 7
Coding region: 20-1678 (552 amino acids)
Biological process (GO): transmembrane transport
Cellular component (GO): membrane
Molecular function (GO): transmembrane transporter activity
Source: RefSeq, a predicted model, not a curated record
UAAUGUUUUAUUAUUAUUAAUGACAUUUUCAAAAUAUCAUUCAUUUAGCAGAAUAUUUUACGUAUACUCGAUUAUGAGAAAUUUUUUUAAAAAGAAUUCUGAAACAUACGUGCCAAUCGAAAAAGCAAAUGUUGAUAACAUAACAAGUAGAAUUAUAGGCGAUUUCGGAAGAUGGCAGUUAAAGAUAAGCAUACUCAUGUCGUUAAUAAAGCUACCGAUGGCUUGGUAUCAGUUAAACAUAAUAUUUAUGGCACCACCGCAACAAUUUUGGUGUGCAAAGCCACCAGCUUUUGAGAAAUACACUGACGAAGAAUGGCGUAAAAUUAGCGUGCCAGUAAUAAUGGAGUAUCCAUGUCUUAUAUUUGAUCCGGAUAUUCUUUUAAUUGCACCAAAAAUGGACAGACAUAUAAUACCUUUGGUGGCAUGUCAAAAAUUUGUUUACGAUAAAACCUUUUUCAAACGAACUCUCACUUCAGACUUUGGUUUAGUAUGCACAAAACGAUGGUACAUUAACAUGAGCCAAUGUGUGAUGAUGACCGGAAUAGUAGUAGGGGGUUUAGUUUUCGGAAGCAUAGCUGAUAAAUAUGGUCGCAAGAAGCCUCUUAUGCUAGCUAUUGUAAUUCAAGCAACGGGCAGUUAUUUAGUAUCAUUCGCACCUUACUACUGGACAUUCCUUGUGGUAUGGUUUAUUUUAGCGUUCGGGUGUGGUGGAAUUGCAAUAAUUUCAUUUGUAAUUUGCAUGGAGGUAGUCAGUGGAAGGUGGCGUACAUACAUUCCUGUAGUAUACCAGCUACCUUUUGGACUGGGGAAUGUUGUAUUAGCUCUUCUUUCAUAUUGGUUAAGAGAUUGGAGAAAAAUAGAAUUCGCUUUAGCAACAGUAUCAUUAAUAUACCUGCUUUAUUGGUUUUGGCUACCGGAAUCGCCGAGGUGGUUACUGGCGGUUGGGAAAUAUGACGAAGCUGUGGAAGUAUUUAAGAAGAUUGUACUAGAAAACAAGAGAGACGUUGGUGACAUUCGCGCAAUCGUAGCUUUAUUACCUAAGAAAAAGAAAAAUGACAAGUUACAUUUACAAUUCUCUGAUUUAAUGAAAUCCAAGAAUAUGAGACGCAAAACAAUAAUUCUUUCAUUGAUAUGGUUCUUUACGGGGCUGUCGUACUUUACAUUUUCUCAAUAUCUUGGGUUGAUUGGAUCGAGUAUAUUUCUAUUAGUUUCAAUGAGUGGCAUUAUUUCGAUACCCGGCGGUUUAUUGUGCUUGUUUAUUUUAGCAAAACUUGGACGGAAAACUACUUUAAAUUUGUUUCAAAUUCUUGCAACCGUAUGCUUUUUUGCCAUAUAUAUUUUCCCGAAGGAGGAUGCGAAAAAAGCCGGUAUAAGAUUAUUUUUUGCUGGGUUAGGAUUCGCAGCGAUAGCGGGUACAGUACCAGCUUUAUAUUUGUAUACUGGUGAAUUAUUCCCUACAGUGGGACGAAACGUAGGUGUUGGUGGAGUAACAACAUUUGCACGUAUUGCGUCAAUGAUAGCACCGCUUCUUGUCCAUUUAGAUGUUUACAUACCAGGUCUGCCCUUAUUGUUAGUUAUAUUUAUUUCUGCAGGCCAAAUAUUUCUUGUAUUUCCACUUCCUGAAACUAGAAAUAAACCGAUACCUGAUUCCUUAGAGGAAGCUGAACAAUUUCGUUGAAGA